This is a messenger RNA of Carassius carassius (crucian carp), 2773 nucleotides long. Its product is annotated as transmembrane and coiled-coil domains protein 1-like. Gene Ontology annotation, cellular component: endomembrane system. NCBI's taxonomy places the organism in Eukaryota, Metazoa, Chordata, Actinopteri, Cypriniformes, Cyprinidae. The transcript is spliced from 5 exons. Bases 356 to 1798 code for a protein of 480 amino acids. The record is from RefSeq and is a predicted model, not a curated record.
UGGCCAAAAGAGUCCUGCCGAGACAAAGCCCUUCUUAUGGGCUCUGGCUCUGCCUCUUUCUCACACACACUAAACGUUCACACUGAGCUUUUGGGCUUUUCAUUCACUGUGUGAACUCUGAACACUUGAUUUCUCAAAUCUGACGUUUCCACUGCAGCUUUUUACAGCUCGACGGUUAACUUUUCUGAGCGGUGUAAAGCUCAGGCCUCAUCGUUUUUGUUUGAAGAACAUGGACACUGUUAUUUUCUCUGUUGUUUAUCAUGCUGUAAUGGUAAAGCACGGACACUCUGGAUGCUCAGAUCAAAACUCAACACACCUGAGUGAAUGAACGCCUCGUGACUUGUCUGCUGGCUCAAUGAUUUCUCCAAUGGACAUCAUUCUCAACCUGAUAACGCCAGAGUCCUCGCCAUCCACCUCACCCACCAACACCAUCGAGAGGCUGGAGGGCGAUCUGGCGGCGUCCUACGGGGCGGACGGUUCACUGCUGGGCUCGGAGGACGCCGGUCUGGACCCCCAACGCACACGGCAGGCCAUCGCACAGCUGCAGCAGAAGAUCCUGAAGCUCACAGAGCAGCUGCGCAUCGAGCAGGCGGCCCGCGACGAGAAUGUGGCCGAGUACCUCAAACUGGCCAGCAAUGCCAACGACAAACAGCAGAGCGCCCGCAUCAAACAGGUGUUUGAGAAGAAGAACCAGAAGGCGGCAGCGAGCAUCGCUCAGCUGCAGCGUAAGCUGGAGCAUUACCACCGGCGUCUGCGUGAGGUGGAGCACAGCGGCGUGCAGCGGCAGCCCAAAGACAUGCUGCGGGACAUGCAGCAGGGCCUGCGAGAUGUGGGCGCCAGGGUCAUCACGGGCCUCAGCGAGGGGGUGGUGGACAGCGUCAAGGGUGGACUGUCCAGUUUCUCCCAGGUCACACACUCAGCCGCUGGGGCUGUGGCCUCCAAACCUCGCGAGAUCGCCUCGCUGAUCCGCCACCGCUUUGGCAGUGCCGAUAACAUCAGUGUGCUGAAGGACGGCACGGAGGAUGCCGAGGAUGAUGUGGCCGCUGCUGGACGCUCUCUGGGAUCUGCCGGCGGACACCUGCAGUCCAGCCCGAAGUUCGGCAGCGAUGAGGACUGUUCGAGCACGACCUCAGAAUCGGUUGGAGCCAACAGCUUGACGGGGGCCCCCGGGGGCCCGCCCAGCUCCAGAGGAAACACACUAGAACGGAGCCACAGUGGCAGCCUGGACAUGUUGCUACAGGAGCUGCGAGAUGCUCAGACGCGACUGGAGGAGACGGUGGAGAGUCUGAAGAGCGGGUAUCUGAAGGAGUGCACACUACUGAUGCAGGCGCUGCAGGAGGAGCGGUUCAGGUGUGAGCGCUUAGAGGAACAAGUCAAUGAUCUGACGGAGCUCCACCAGAACGAGAUCCUGAACCUGAAACAAGAGCUGGCCAGCAUGGAGGAGAAGAUCGCGUACCAGUCCAACGAGAGGGCCCGAGACCUGCAGGAGGCUCUGGAGGCGUGUCAGACGCGUGUCUCUAAGAUGGAGCUGCAGCAGCAGCAGCAGCAGGUGGUUCAGCUGGAGGGUCUGGAGAACGCCACGGCUCGCACACUCAUGGGCAAACUCAUCACCGUGCUGCUGGCCCUCAUGGCUGUGCUGCUGGUCUUCGUCUCCACCGUCGCCAACUGUGUGGUCCCGUUGAUGAAGACACGCAGCCGCUCCGUCUCCUCGCUGCUGGUCUUCCUGCUGUUCGCUGUGCUCUGGAGGAACUGGGAGGCUUUCUCAGGACACACCUCCCGCCUCCUGCACGUGCCCUGAUCAGCGUACACAAGACUCGCUGCUUUCACAACAUUUUGCACAGUCUUUCCCCACUGAAUGCCUUUGGAGCAUCUCUCUGGAAUGAGAUUCAUAUUAAUAUUAUUCAUAUUUCUAAUAUAAUUUUAGUUGAAUGUAGCAUUACCUCACACAAAAAUGAAAUUCUGUCAUCAUUCCUCAGUGUUGUGAGUUAACGCCUGCAUGCUGCAAAGGAAGAAGUGUUGAGGUCCUAGUGACAUAAAAUGAUGAUGAAGGUGUGAACCGAGCUGCUCCUCCUUCUGUGUUCAGCGAAAGAAUAACAUCAUGCAUGUAUUAGAUAUGAGCGGGAGUGAGGUGGAUGUUUGGCUGAAGCGUUCGUUCAUCAGGUUAUCUGAGGUGAGGAUUUGAGCUGGAAGACAUCAUCCUCUGCUUUCAUUAUGCAUCAUUGUCAAAAGGUCAAAGGAUGUUGCCAUUUACUAGCAUUAUCUGAUGUAAAACAAAGUUUUAAAUGAAGUAUUAAUUUAUUGAAUAUCCCACUGCCUUACAGGACCAGUGACAACUCCAGUAGUGGCUGUGACUGUUUAUUUCUAAUGUCUAUAAUAUGAAAGUGCAGUGUUUGAGCAUUAUGAUGGAGAGGGGUCUUUUGAUGAUCUGUAGGUUAUUAUGUCUACUGUAGUGAAUGAUGGAUCAGAACUGUUCUUAUGAUUGGAGACGCUUGUGUGUUUGAUCAGAAGCUGGACUCAAGCUGACCGAAUCUACUCGCACUCGUGUGUCAUUCAGAUCUUAGGAGCUGUUAGCUCAGUCGUCUAACUGUACAGUAAUCGUGUUUAAUAGAUCUGUCAGUCAUCUAAUAAUCCUCAGGGGAUGUCCUCUGCUGAAGCUGUAGUGUGUGUGUGUGUGUGUGUGAGAGAGAGUGAAAGAGAAAUGUCUUAAACCACUGUAGUGCCUUCAAACACAUGAUCUUGAUAUCUUUUGUAAUAAAGUUCAUUUCUGACUAGA